Messenger RNA from Sesamum indicum (sesame), 3199 nucleotides. Lineage: Eukaryota; Viridiplantae; Streptophyta; Magnoliopsida; Lamiales; Pedaliaceae. The record is from RefSeq and is a predicted model, not a curated record.
GUUCAUCCCCCCUCGAAUCUUCCCAUCUUCUCGUCAUACCCACGCUUCUCUGCCCCUUGUUCUUCCUCAUUUAUAAUCUCCACCUCUCUACAAUCCCUUUGAGCAAUCAUUAUUACAGGCAUCUCAAUUCCUCGCUAUAUCCAUUUCUUGACUUUUUUGAUUGUUUGUUUUCAUGGGAGUUUCGGCAGGCUCUUCCACCUUCACUGUCGCCGCCGUCCCUUGCCUUUGCUGCUUCUCGUGUUGCUGUAUUUGUUGCGGGCUCUGUUGAUUCUUGGGGUUUUUCGGGCGUUUGGGGUCUUGUUGCGGUUGUAUUCUUGAAGCGCUUAGAAGGUGGUAAUCGUCAGUUCUGUUUUUGCUGUUUGGGAUUAUGGAUUUGAGUCAGCCGCCGACGAACAACGGUCUUUCGUUAGGGUUUCUGUCCCACGCAUCGGCAGCGCCGCCGCUGAUGAAGAAUAAUCGUAGCUCGAAAAUCACUGACGACUCGAUUUCCUUUCAGAUCGAGUCGCGGACUCAGAACCGAUUGCUUCACAUGCCCUCGAUUCCUCUUCAGUUGAUGGACCAGCAAAUAGAGAAUAAUCGUCAUCAUGAGGCCGAAAACAAUUCUGAUGAAAAUAAGGAUGACGAGGAGGAUGAGGGGAAAAUCGAGGAGUUUCGGAUUUUGGGGCACCCCAUGACUUUGAAGCGUAAACGCGAGUCUGAUUCAGGGUCAUCGACGACGUCGCCGUCUUCAUCUUCAAAGGGAUUUAGGGUUUCGUCUAGUGAGAUGGAAUCGCGCAGGGAUGCGGUCAGGGCUUGGGGGAAUCAGAGCUUGCGAGAUGCUGACCCCGAUAUUUUUGAGAUAAUGGAGAAGGAGAAGGAGAGACAAUAUAAAGGAAUUGAACUGAUUGCCUCAGAGAAUUUUGUGUGCAAUGCUGUGAUGGAGGCCUUGGGAAGCCAUCUGACAAACAAAUACUCUGAGGGAAUGCCUGGUGCUCGCUAUUAUGGUGGGAAUCAGUAUAUUGAUGAGAUUGAAACACUAUGUUGCGAGCGUGCUUUGGCUGCGUUCGGGCUAGAUCCUGAAAGUUGGGGUGUGAAUGUGCAGCCCUACUCAUGCACAUCCGCCAAUUUUUCUGUGUAUACCGGGCUUUUAUUACCAGGUGAUAGGAUAAUGGGGUUGGACACACCUUCUGGAGGGAACACGAGUCAUGGAUGUUAUUUGCCGAAUGGGAGGAAAGUUUCUGGCGCCUCCAUCUUUUUUGAGAGUUUGCCAUAUAAGGUGAACCCACAGACGGGGUAUGUAGACUAUGAUAAGCUUGAGGAGAAGGCAUUGGAUUUUCGCCCCAAGAUAUUAAUUUGUGGCGGGAGUUCAUAUCCUCGGGAGUGGGAUUACGCAAGGUUUAGGCAGAUUGCAGAUAAAUGUGGUGCAGUUUUGUUGUGUGAUAUGGCUCAGAUUAGCGGUCUUAUAGCUGCUAAGGAGUGUGCAAGUCCUUUUGAAUAUUGUGAUAUUGUUACCUCUACAACCCAUAAAAGCCUUCGAGGUCCUAGGGGAGGAAUUAUUUUCUUUAGGAAGGGCCCAAAGCCAAGGAAGCGUGGCAUGCUUUUGAAUCAAGGCGAUGGUGGCGAUAGAUAUGAUUUUGAGGAGAAGAUUAACUUUGCUGUUUUCCCAGCACUGCAGGGUGGGCCACACAAUAAUCACAUUGCAGCUCUUGCUAUCGCAUUGAAACAAGUGGCUACUCCUGAAUACAAGAUGUAUAUGCAACAAGUCAAGAAAAAUGCUCGGGCCUUAGCAGCUGCCUUAUUGAGAAGGAACUGUAGACUGAUCACAGGGGGCACUGAUAAUCAUAUGUUGCUUUGGGAUCUAAAAAAUCGUGGAUUGACAGGUAAAAACUUUGAGAAGGUCUGUGAGUUCUGCCACAUUACUCUCAAUAAAGUUACAACCUUUGAUGACAAUGGUAAUAUCACCCCAGGAGGCGUUAGGAUUGGUACACCUGCAAUGACAUCAAGAGGUUGUCUUGAGGCUGAUUUUGAGAUUAUGGCUGAAUUUCUCCUCAGAGCUGCACAGAUUGCAAGUUCAGUGCAGAGAGAACAUGGGAAACUGCAAAAAUCUUUUCUAAAGGGGCUGGAGAAUAACAAAGAAAUCAUUGAUCUCCGAGCACGAGUAGAAAGUUUUGCAUCUCAAUUUGCAAUGCCAGGAUUUGAUGUAUAAUGUGGUCUGGCGGUGUGGGUAGAUGAACAAGCGUUCGGCUGUCCAAGUGUCGCAUCUCAGUCUGACGGGCUGUACAUGGCAACAUCACAUUGGAGUUCAGUUCUUGCCUGACCAAGUGAUUGAUGGCAUUUGAUAUGAUUUUGGCCAGCCUUUUGUGCUUAGCAUUGACAGUUGUGGAUACUCCUCCAUGACACUUGGUUCUGCCCAUGCCAGGCUGGCAUAUUCUGUGGGUCUAAGCUAGUUGGUCCUGAAGUUUGAAAACAUUAUGGGGUAACUGCUUCCUGCCUUGCUUCCUUCACAGUAAAUAAUAAAGUUUUGGUGGUCUUGGUGAAUUCUUUAUGAGGGACUGAAGAUGGACCAACAUCAUCUGCUAUUGUUUUGUUCACUGAGGGAUACUCAGGGUUCACAUUUUAUGUAAAUCCGCACUUAGGUUUCUUCCUCUAUGAUAUUAUACACAGAAUUUCACAUAGUUUUCACUUCAUCGCUGAAUUGUUGCACAGUUCUGGGGUUAUCGUGUCCAUCAGAAUUAUAAGAAAAUCAAGAAUCAGUACCUUUGGUUUUAUACAAAUAUAUGUCAUUUUAUUUGAUGAUUCACUUCGUCAAUUCCUAGUUCUUGUAGACCACUUAUGGCUAUUGGCUUGAUUGAAAACUUUGCAUUCUGACUGUCAGCAUCUGUAUAUGCAUGUCGACUUAUCUUAAGCAUCCCCCACAAAUUGGAUUGACUAGUUCCUCUUGUGAUGGAUCCGUGCUUAGAAAUUAGGAGGUUUUCCAUCAUCCAAGAGAUCAUUUGUUUUGAUAAAAAGACUAGAGACAGGAGGGCUAGAAGAAGAAAGACAGGAAAAGGCAGCGAAAGCAGGAUUUUCAGUUCUGUAUUUACUUGUGUUGUUUGUGGAGGUUGAGGAGCAGCAAGAGCAGAGUUUUGCUCAAUUACUAUAUUAUUUUCGUCCUAAUUUACCAAACUCUUGAGCCAUUUUCUGGCUAUUUUAUCUCAUUGGAAGUCUCUUUCUAUCAAAA